AUGGAGGACUGCUUAGUAGAAUCCACGCUAAUAGAUUUUGUCAGUGACAUGAACCUGAUGAAGUUUCCGCAAAAGUGCACUUUGGGACCGAAACGGCAGGAUGAUAAUGAUGACGCAUCUAGCGUGGACAACCAGACACGGCUGAGCGACUCGCCCUGGAGCGACCUGGAAAACGCGGAGCUCUGCACCGAGCAUCUGGUGAUGGGCGCACCGAGGUACUGCAGCCAUGGGGCGCACGGGCAUCACAGCAAGUCCAAACGUAGGAGGAUCAUCACUGUGGUCCAGCGGCAGGCGGCCAAUGUGCGGGAAAGGAAGCGGAUGUUUAGCCUGAAUGAGGCGUUUGAUGAACUGAGGAGGAAAGUCCCCACAUUCGCCUACGAGAAGAGACUGUCCCGUAUCGACACACUCCGUCUGGCCAUCGUCUACAUUUCCUUCAUGACGGACCUGUUGGAGAACACCUGAGUCACAAUAGUCCAAUAUGAACUUUAUUCCUUGGAGAUUGUAUUGAAUAUAUUACUGAAAUGGUUGAACUGAUGAACGGUUCUAAAUUUACAUUCAUGUCAUCUGUAUCCAAACUGUGAUGUGGGUCAAUUUCUGAAAUCUUAGAACUAGACAACAAAUAUUUGAAACUAUAUAUACAGACUUUUUUUUUUUUACAACGCUUCAAAAACUCCAGAAAAGUAGAGCAUGACAUAUUAUUUUGCCAAU
This is a messenger RNA of Sander lucioperca (pikeperch), 708 nucleotides long. It is a transcript of the gene ferd3l, whose product is annotated as fer3-like protein. The transcript has a single exon. Lineage: Eukaryota; Metazoa; Chordata; Actinopteri; Perciformes; Percidae. The record is from RefSeq and is a predicted model, not a curated record. Gene Ontology annotation, biological process: developmental process; regulation of transcription by RNA polymerase II. Gene Ontology annotation, molecular function: RNA polymerase II transcription regulatory region sequence-specific DNA binding; protein dimerization activity; DNA-binding transcription factor activity, RNA polymerase II-specific. Bases 1 to 462 code for a protein of 153 amino acids.